Nothobranchius furzeri (turquoise killifish) is the source of this 1417-nucleotide messenger RNA. Lineage: Eukaryota; Metazoa; Chordata; Actinopteri; Cyprinodontiformes; Nothobranchiidae. The record is from RefSeq and is a predicted model, not a curated record.
GGCCGGAAGAGGAGGAGACUGGGCUCUUCUUUUCCUCGUGUCUUCUUGUUAAAUCACGGAAGAGAAGAGAAAUAAUGGAAGUCAAGUAAUGCACCUCAGCGUUGUUUGCCUACCACCACAAAGCCCUAGAGAAGAAGAAGAGAUGCCUUCUCGUAGAGAUUCCAGAACAAAUUCGCCAUGGAGCAACGGAGAGGUGAAAACCUUCCUUUCUUUGGUGGCGGAGGAAAGAAUCCAGCGCGAACUGGAUGGCGCCGUGAGGAACGAGAAAAUAUUUCUAGAGCUCGCAGAAGCCAUGGCCACGCAUGGCUUUAACCGAAGCUCCAAACAGUGUCGCGAAAAACUUAAAAAGUUAAAGAUUGAGUAUAGGGCGGUUGUACUCCACAACGGUCUGAAAGGGGUAGAUAAGCGACGGUGGAAAUGGUUUCCAGAAAUGGACGCCAUUUAUGGUAAAAGGCCCGCGAGCAGCGUCCGUGAGAGUGUCGUGGAUUCUGCGGGUCCAUCUCCAGUUUCCAGUUUCACGUCGGGAAUCGGCCAGUCUCUGAGAGAGUUGAUCAGCGAGCGACUAGCUGCUGCUGCUGCAGACAUAUUCUCAGAGUUUGAAAAAACCAUCGCCCGAUACGAGAAAGAGAUCGAUCGCCAACGCAGACUGCUGGAGAUCAACUCAGCCAGAACAGAACUCCCACUGCAUUGCAUCGAGAAAGAUGAGGAAGUUCUGACUGACCAGCAGCUCUGGAACCAGGAGAGGACCUCCAGUUUGGACCAGGAACAAGCUGAACCUUUACAGGAGAACCCAGAACCUCAGCAGAUUAAAGUGGAGCAGGAUAACCCAGAACAUUUGCCGAUUAUAGAACAAGAGGAGCUUUGCAUCAGUCAGCAUGAAGAGCAGUUUGUAGUGAAGCUGGAGAAUGUUACCUCCUUUUCAACUCCUAUUGAUGAGGAAAGAAACUACGAUGGACCAGAACCAAGCAGUGAGCAACGGGUUUCUUCAGUGUUUCCUGAGGCUGAGGUCAGAGAUGCCUCCCCUGCAGCAUCAACAGGUAUGUGUGUGUGUGUCUGUCUUAACCAGCUCUUACGGCUUCUCACAGUAUUUGUUUCUUAAAUUAAUUCAUCACUAGAGCUGAGGAAAAUAAUCAAAUAAUCGAUGUAUCGGGAUGCGGACAUAAACGAUUCUGCAUCGUAGAACAGUACGCCAUAAUCGAUUACAGUAGAAUGUAGUUUUGUUUUUUUAAUGGCAGUACCAGCGCUGCAUCCAAGUCUGUCAGAGUGAGCGUCCUCCACAUUUACCUCCGCCUUAAUGUGGUACUGCAGGGCUGAGCGCUGGAGUUGUCACCUGAGACCGAACUGGAACUGAAUCAGCCCGACCGGUUCUGUUGGAUUUGGGCCGUGAAUUAUGUUAAUUGAGCGGGUUGUCACGCGG